Molecule: messenger RNA, 2458 nt
Organism: Gymnodraco acuticeps
Lineage: Eukaryota; Metazoa; Chordata; Actinopteri; Perciformes; Bathydraconidae
Gene: styk1a
Product: serine/threonine/tyrosine kinase 1a
Exons: 11
Coding region: 177-1571 (464 amino acids)
Biological process (GO): positive regulation of kinase activity; multicellular organism development; cell surface receptor protein tyrosine kinase signaling pathway
Cellular component (GO): signaling receptor complex
Molecular function (GO): transmembrane receptor protein tyrosine kinase activity; ATP binding
Source: RefSeq, a predicted model, not a curated record
AACGCGACAGAAAACACACCUGACUGGUGACAGCAAAAUAGAAACUGACUUUCACAGUAUCUACCCAAGAAAUGUGUCUUCCUGUGGAUAUCACUCUAAACUGCACACCAACUAUGAUAACAUGACAACUGAGAGGAUGGACUUGAAUACAACUCUACACAGGGUCAGCAGACUGCAUGUUUUGGUUUGGAGCAGCACACAGUCGUAGAAAGUUGGCCAGCGUACUCUAUAAUAAGACCUUUCCACGCUCUGAUGAGCUGAUGAGCAUGUCACUCAACUCCACGGCCGAUAAUCUGUGUGCACCGGAUGACCACCUCUGUAUUGUAAGGGAGCAUUUGCAGGCAGUGAUCAUCGUCCCUACUCUGCUCAUCCUGACAACCCUGGUGGGCUUAGUGGCUGUGUGCUGCCUGAGGUAUUGUCCUGAAAGGAAGCGGCCAAAGACCACUUCCGCUCCACGCUACCACAGCGCAUUGCACAAACAGAGGCACAGCCACAGAAAUCACCUACAGGGCAUUGAUGCACCCCCGGGGAUUAACCCACUGGAACAUGAAGAGCUGCCAAUGUCAAUUCAACAAGUGCAACAGAAUGGCAGGCCAACUCUGGCUGCAGUACCCCCAAUGUCCACAGAGAGGCAAAGAGGAGCCUUCAGCCAGAUGACUGCGCUGCAACCGCCCUUCCUAGUCACAUCUAACAACACAUACAUCCUCUACAGAGCCCGCAAGGACAACAGAGAUGUCAUCCUGAGGAUGCUAAAAGAGACAGCAAACGGCCGUGAAAAGCAGGAAUUUUUGGGAUUUGCUGCCUUCGUGUCAGGACUCGGGCCUCACCCCUUCCUACCUGAGCUGCUGGGUGUAGUCUCAGUGCAGCCGCCCCUGGUGAUGGUUGUGGAGGAGCUGCAGCACAGAGACCUAUUGGGGUACCUGUGGAAAUGUCGACAACAGGGCAACUCGGGUUCAGAGUCUUCAUGUGAAAUGACGGAGAAGAAGAUCUUCACCAUGGCAGGACAGGUGGCCUCUGCCCUGGAGUACCUGCACGGUCAGCGCUGCAUCCAUGGCAACGUGGGAUCUCGCAGCGUACUGGUUGGUGGAGAUCUGACAGCAAAGCUCUGGGGAUUUGGCUCGGCCUACCGCAGGAGAACACAGGCCGUUUCACCGGGGGAAGUCGGGGACAUUGAGAUGAGGAAGUGGCAGGCACCUGAAGUGCUGGGCGGAAAGGCUGUCAGUCAGAGCAGUGACGUAUGGUCCUUUGGUAUCCUGCUCUACGAAAUGGUCACACUGGGUGACCCACCGUUUGCUGAAUACAGGGCAACCGAACUUCUGCAGUAUCUACAAAGGGGAAAGCAUCUCAAACGGCCGACCACUUGCUCCAACUCACUAUACUCCAUCAUAAAGAACUGCAGCCAUUGGCGCCCCGAACACCGUCUGUCAACGUCGGAGCUCAUUAGAACACUUCAGUCGGGAGAGAAAUCAGCCAAUGGGAGGAAAGCUCUCAAAGUGGUUCAACCACUGGAUAUCGAGAAGUACCUAAGGGAGGCGGGAUAUGGAGAGGCGUAUAACUACGCUGUGCUAUGAUUGGAUGGGGCGGUUGUUACACCCAGGACUACUGGAAAAUGGAAGAAUUUAUAAAAUAUCAUUUUCUCAAAGAACUGCACCUUGUUUGUGAAACACACCUUUUUGUUUGAUAUAUCUGUUUGUAAUAUUGGAACACAUGUUUGAAUAGUAAUAUAUGGAUUGUAAAUAUGUCUCUUUCUCUAAACUAACUUAUGCAAUGACUAAUGUUAUGAAAGAAAACAAUACAUGUUUGCUGCACUUUUCACUGAAACAACAUGUUUUGUAUGUACAAAGCUUCUCAGAAGCUAUACAAAGAUGAGGGGGUGCACUUAACAGCUGUGUGAUGUCUACUUUAUUAAAACACUGCAUUAUUUUAAAACCAAUAAUUAUAAUUUAUAAAAUAAAUAAGAGGCUUUUGUAAACCUCAUACAGUCAUACGUGCAAGACUUUCACUAUAUUCUGCAGUAUAACACUAUAUAGGCUACUGGCCCUAAAUGUAACAUGUUAAAAGCCUGCAGCAACAUUGACUAAAGACAGAUGGCAAAGGAAAUAGUUAACUUGAGAAAUGGCAAAGCUGAAAAUCUGGUUUGCUUAAAAUAUCCUUGCCACAUUAAACUGGAAUGUGAGACGGGGAAGCGCAUGUUCCAAGCACAUUAAAAACAUAAAACAAGAGUCUAUUAGCCCGGAGGAUUAGGUGACCUCAGGCUUAGGUCAAGUCAGGACAGACAUAAAAACACAGAAGUGACAGUUUUAGAACAGUUCCUUGGUUAUUUAUUUGCAUGAUAGUUUUGUUAGCUUCUCUUUUUCAAACUCAGUCCCUCCAGGAAUUUGCAGUUUUUCUGAUUAUUGCAAGCAAACACAUUUUGAUCCUGAAAUAGCCUCUAUAAAAAUAAAAGCUUUUUGCAGAA